AGAGUGUCUGCGUUGCUUUCGGUGGGAACGGAAGAUCGUUUGUUAUCGCCUGUACCUACUUUUUGCUGCGUGUUCUGUUUCUCGAAGGAAACAAAACGAUCAAGUUUCGCUCGAUCGUCGUCGCGUUUCGGUUUUCUUUUUGGUACGGAUGUGCAGAUGUUUUGAUUAGAAUUGUAGUUUACGAUGCAGCAGACUCUGGAGGAGUCCAUUUUGGAACUUCUGGUCAGAUAAUGGGGGAAAGAAUGGUAAAAUUGAAAGCCGUGCUGAAGGGGGUUACCAUGGUGAUAUAACAUCAGCCAGCAGUGUAGUAGGCUGUGGAGGACGCGGUGAUCGAAUUCCAUUCCAGUCCGUUUACGGAGGUCGUUUUCGGUUGUUUGGGAUCAGGUCAAACCAGACCCAUGUGUUGACUUAGCGAGUUUUUUUUUGGAUAAGUUCGGACGAUCGAUUUGCACGAUAUCCGUAAAAGAUCGACAAUAUCGGGGUGAUCGGGGUCUCGCUAGCUGUGUGUUUGUGUAACGCGAUUGUGCCUGCUUAGAAGAGGAAGGCUUUGCCAAGUGCCGUUGUUUGUGGCCAGAGGGCACGUGCCAGAAAGAGACGGGCGACGACCAUUGGAACAGAUUACAACCACCAUCAGCGUCAAUCAUAACAGCCGUUAGUAGGAGCAGGAGUAUGUAAAAGAGUUUUGUUAAACGAUCGCGUGCGUUUGUUGUGUUGUUUUUGGGAGUUGGUUAGCGAAGCAAGUUACUGGUGAAGUUUCUGGGAAACGAUCGUCGCGGGUCGCUUUAUGGAAAUUUCUCCGAGCUCGGUCGUGAUCGUUAAUUAAUAGAUAAAUACAAACUAGAGGCUGCUCGCUUAGCGCCUCUGAUAGACAGCGGGAUAUUGCUUUAAGCCAUCACAGGGAUUGGCUUGAUCCGAUUAGAUUGCAGUUGUCGGGGGAGAAAGUCGUUGUCGAAAUAUUUAGCUCACUGCAGGAGAUCGGGAUCGAUUUAUACUUAGUGGUGCAAGUUCAAGUGAGCAGCUGCUGCAAUUUAUGUCUCGUUUGACCCCAUGAUCUAGGUCGAAGACCUCUUCAAGCGUUCUAUUUAAGUGUUAAUCUCUAACCAUUUUGGCAGAUUCGAGGCAGUAAAACUUUUGCCAACCAAAAAACAAAAAUGUGUCUUAAAUAAACCAGUGUAACUUGCGUGCGUCUAACUUCAGACAAUGAUCAAGGAAUAAAACCAGACGAGGAAACGGAGAGAAGAGAACGAAACACCAAAGAAGGAUCAAAGAAAGCCAGCCAGCAGCCAACCAACUGAUGCUCAGGUUGCAGCUUGCUGAAGAAGCGUGUUUUUUCGUUGUUGUUUUUGUUGCUCAGCAUUCCCUAGCCCAGCCCGAACCGCUCGGAUUGCUGGUCUGCGCCUUAUGUUGAUGAGAUUAACCACACACCGUCGUUCGUCGGGGCUCAUCUGCCAGCAGAAGUAGUAGGUAGGCUGUGUGUGGUUCCUUCCAUUCCACGGUAUACGAGACGACGACGAACGAGGAUCAAACAACACAGAAAACAGCAAAAACACCUUACAGCACCCUACUUUGGUUCUACGUUUCUGCCGGUGGAGGAAUAAAUUGUGUAUUCAUCUGGUCUUUCUGCGAAGCAUCAUUAUAGGACACAAUAACGAUCAAAGCAAAACUAAAGAGGUUCUGUUUAUGAUGGAUUAGGUUCUGGCUAGCUUGGGUCUCUCGAAGAUAAUCGGCUUGUGCGAGGAUCCCGAAAAAGAACCUAGUGAGGAGGCAACAUUACCGAUAGAUUUCACCAAUGAUUUCAUCUUGAUCCGGAGCCCUUCCGGAAGUCCACAAACGCACGGAUUCGACGUUCUCCGAUGAAGAAGCUAAAGCAACAGCAAAAACAAAAGAAACGCAAUCAACAACAACAAACACAAGAACUCUCCCGCUAUCAUCAAAAUGCUAUCGCAAACGCUAUCGCGGUCUCAUAUCCCAGUGCUGGUUACCACCUAAUGGGUGGGGGUGGUGGCUGCUCCUGUCCACAUUCUGCCAUCCCGUCCACGUCAGCCCACCAUCACCACCACCACCAGCAACAGCAAAUUUAUCAAAACUCCGUCCACAAAAAUGACUACCGCAGCAAAAAUCAUCCUGCGGCUGGCUCCGGUUCCGGUUCCGGCUCCGGCUCAACCGUCAUUGCUAAGCCUACAAACAUUGUGGCCACCAUGGAACUGUUCCAGCCAUGUGGAAGCAUUCCGUCUUAUGGUUCCCAUCACCAUCAUCAGGAUUACUCGUAUGCUUAUUACGAACCGGGGGUGGCUUUAAGACAUUCCAACGUUCCUGCGACCUAUCUUUUCGAUGCCGCCAAUCUACCUGAUAGUUCGGUUAAGCCUGGAAGAUCACCAACAGCGGGCGCUGGUCCGUCAACUGUUGUUGCUUCACCACAAGCUAUGGCCUCCAUUUAUGGGUCGUCACCGUCAUCGUCCUAUUGCGGCAGUGGGGCCAGCUCGAUGCGAACCCUCAUGGCACUGGGUGGAAGCGGCUCUCAUCGGAAUAACCGGUUGUACGGCGGCACUCGCCGUAUGUCCGGAAGUGGUCCCCGCUUUCCGGGCUCCCCGUGUGAAAACAUCUAUGAGGAAAUCAUUCACGAGGAAUGUGAAAUCGGUGGCACUCCGUUGGCGACUGCCAGCACUAGUUCCGGACCGUCGCUAAGCGGGCGUCUUUCGUUGAUGUCCCUGAAUCAAAGUGUGAUCGUGGAGGAAGAGUUCCGUCAGGUACAGCACUGCCACCGGAAGGUGCUGGGAGAGUUGAAUCUUUCGAUGGAAGCCAUGUUGAUGGGAGCUGGGGAAUCUCCGGAUGAAAGUUACAAAUCUCGAAGUAGUGGCGGCUACCGGCGAAAGUCUUACGGAACUACCAUGACCACGGAUCUGGAUAGUGGUUUUUCCGGCAGCAGUGCCGGCACCAGUUACGUGGGCAACCUCAGGGCCCGCAAAACGGAAGCCAAAAUGUUAUCACUUCAGCAGCAGAGUCAUCACCAGUCGAUGAUGCUGUUCGAAGGAAUCGGCCAGCAGGAGGAUACCCUCAGUUUGUCCAGUGUUGCCAGCGGAAAUGGAGUAUCUUCUCUUAAAACCAGUAUUUGUCGGGGUAAAAAUUUAUCAAAGCUGCUAAGUGGCAGUACCCGAUCGCUGCGAAAAAUGUUGGAAUCUUCUACGAGCCCUGGAAAAACGCCACCAGCUGUUAGUGGAACUCACUCAACGCCAAGUUCGCCGACGUUCGUCAAAUCCAACAAGGUCGGCUUCUGGUCCAAAAAGAGCUGGACGAAGAAGCUGUCCCCCGCAAGCAGCGCACUUCAGCCAACCUUCAACGAUGAAACAAAGCCCUACCAAACGGCCGAUACCUCGUGGGAUAACUCGAUCCCUUACGAUUCUCCUCCGCCCCAACAAGCACCACAGCCAUCAUCAGCAUCCAUCAUUGGUAGUAAUAGUAGUAACAACAGCAAAACCAGUGCCGCAAUUGACGCAGGACGGCGAUCGCUCCUAGAAUCCGCUGUUUCUCAACAACAGUCACAGAACAAUCACCACAAUAAUAACAAUCAUCAUCAUCACCUUCACCAUCGGCAGUUGAGUAUCAGUUCCGAGGCAGACUUCCGGAACUCUCAGUUGAUUCCUUACUCGGAUAAUCGUACCGUGGGGGGAUCAACGAAACUCGACUACAAACCGUCAACGAGGACGGUCAGUUCCGAGGACAGCUGCUACUCGGAGGAACGCUACAUAACCUCCGACGAGGACGACGAAGACGACGACGACGAGGACGAGCUCGAUCUGGACGAGAACGACAUCCGUGAAGAGUACCUAAGGAAGAAGAAACCGACGUCACAGAAGCAGCAGCAGCAACAGCAAAAGCAACAACCAAAGGAAGUGGCCCUAUCGCCAACGGAACUGCCCCCACCGGACCAGAGACGGCGCAGCAACAGCAGCAGCAUCACUCAAUUGCAAAACACCCUCAAUAGAGCCAAGUAUCAUCUGUCGUUUGAUAAAUGGAAGAGCCACAAUCAGCAUCAGCAUCCAGCACAGCUUCAGCACCAGUGCAGCAGCAACAGCGUCGGCAGUCGGAGAUCUCUUCCGGUGGUCACCGGUGGUCUUGGUGGCGACGCUGGAGCCGGUAAUGUUCAACUGAUCGCGGAUCUGGUCAACAACAAUCGGAACUCUUUACACGCAACCAACAUGGCAAGCACAACGUCACCAGCUCCGACAGUCGUUAAUAGUAGUCCCAAUAACGCUGCAUCAGCCAUGACGAAUAUUGGAUCCCCACCAACUUCAUCGCCACCAUCGGUGACAUCUUCCUCGACGUCUUCCUCAUCCGAGCCCUUCUCACGACUGUCGCGCUGGUUCUCGAUACGUCGCGGUUCGAUGAACCAGUACGAUGUCAAGGGUCACAGUAGCAACGCUGGAUCCCCUCUAAAUUCUUCUUCCGCUGGCGGAAAGGAAAACAGGCGGAACAGCGUCGAUCAUGUGGACUCCUCGUCGCUCUAUGGAGGUUCGGUUCGUGGGUUCGAUGGUGGCAAACUGGGCAACAUGGGCAAAGUACUCGAGGCGGAUGAAGAUCCGCUGCAGUUGGCGCUGGAUAGUUUCGCUAUGACGCGUGGUUCCGGGGAACCGAAGGCAGCGGAAAGGAGACACAUUCCGGUAGCGCUGCCGCCGGCACCUUCCGGAUUGAGUCAACAGCAGCUGAAACGGCGAAUGAUCGUCACUGCCAUUGUUCACAGCGAAAAUUCCUACGUAGCGUCCCUGCAGCGGCUAGUUAAUGAGUACAAACGCCCACUGGAGGAAAGUAGCCCCCCCAUUUUGAACCCCUCUAAAACUGCCAUACUGUUCCAUCGGCUACCGGAAAUCCUUCAGCUACAUACGCUCUUCCGAAUAUCGCUCGCGGAUUACAUCCAAAACUGGGACACAGAGGAGAAGAUCGGCGAUGUGUUCGUCGCCACCUUCAGCAAAUCGCUGGUCCUCGACGUGUACAGCGGCUUCAUCAAUAAUUUCUCCAUGGCUAUGGACCUGGCACGGAUGGAAGCAAAGCGAAAAUCGGCGCUGUCCGAUUUCUUCAAGGUCAAACAGAUUAGCGCACACGAUCGGUUGUCGUUCUUCGGGUUGAUGGUCAAACCGGUCCAACGGUUUCCCCAGUUCAUUCUAUUUCUGCAGGACCUGCUCAAGUACACGCCUCAGGGCCAUCACGAUCGAAUGUCACUGCAGCUGGCACUGACCCAGUUGGAAUCCUUGGCUGAGAUGUUGAACGAACGUAAGCGUGAGGCUGAACAGUUCCAGGCAUUCAAAGAGAUGCUGGAGAAUAUUAGCGGCACCUUCAACAUCCGAUCACUGGUGGGAGGUUCCGGAGCCGACAGUGCCAUCAACAGCAGUAACACCCGGUAUUUGCUGCGGGAGGACAACGUUACUCAGCUCGAGUUCAAUCAGUCCGGUUUCAUCGUCAAGAGCAAGAAACGUCGAUUGCUGCUACUAAACGACAAGGUCCUUUGCGUUUCGGUCGCUCCCAAACAGUCACACGAGUUUGGCUCCUCGGAGAAGCUCACCUUCAAAUGGAUGCACCCGGUUCAGGAUGUUGAAAUCGUCGAUAACAACCAGUCCAUCACGUUGUCUAGAAUUUUGACGGCAGGAAUGAAGCGCGGUAACAGUCUAAAAUCCAACUCCAGCUUCGAUUCGCCCCACAUUGGGCCGGGUAGUGUCGGUAACAUAAGCGGUGGUCUACCGGGCAGCGGGGGAACUAUGAACAGUUCCUUCGGCGGAACCCUUCCGGGAGUUGGUUCGGCGGCCGGCAGUGAUGCCGACAACCUGUGCAGCGAGAUGAACGACCUGAUGCACGACUACGAGGUCAUGUCCCGCAUCAACGAUCUUGUGGGCUCGCUCAAAGGCUGCUACCGGGAGAUCAACCUCGGCGUCACGAAAUCCAUCCUGGCAGAAAUUCAAGCGUCAAUACAGAAAAAGGACGAGGAAAUUUCCUGGGUGGAUUCGUGUUGUCUGCAGCUGGUGCUCAAAAACGCCGCCAAGGGUGGCAAGGAGGACAUCACCUACACAUUCCAGAUCGAAAACCCCCUGGUCAAGAAGGACUGGAUCACGGAGCUGCGGCUGGCGCAGCUGGCCCUUGAUCCAAACAAUUCCCCAGCCUGGCAGAUCGGCGCCGAGCAUGAGCAACGCUACUCCCUGGCCAAGAUGCCGCUGUUCGUGAAGGCCUACCCGGCCUACAAGUCGCAGCAUCAAACCGAGGUCUGCUGCGGAUGUUACUUCUCAUCGAAUUUGUCGGCAUCGGGCGCGUAUCGGCUGAAACCAGUUUCCCGAAAACGCUCCAAACACUCCAAUACGCUGUGGAUCUGUUCCAGCGACAAGAUUAACAGCCACGUGACGAUCCUGGCCCAUAAUAGCGUCCAACAUCAGAGCAAUGGGGGUUUCGGGGAGCUGGCGCGGUUCAGCUUACAGGAAACGAUCGUCACCUGUAUGGAGUACGUAAAGGAGGGUGGACUGAUAACUGGAGAUGAUAUCGGGGCCGACUCGAUCUGGAUGGGAACCAAUAGGAAUUGGAUUGUGAUCUAUUCGGCGAGCUACCCGAUCAACGACGAGCAGCUGGUGAAUCUCGCACUGCCGGGCAUACCUAGUCAGAUACUGUACUUCAACGAACGGGUCUACGUGGCAAUGACCAAUGGGAGCAUUUUGGUAUUCAGUAGGACCGAGGUCGGCAUUUGGAGUUUGAAUAGCCCGAAGAUAUUGAGUGUUCAGAGCGAGCCGAUCACCAGUAUGUUGGCAAUCAAUAGUAGCGUGUACUUUGCGGCCGGAAAGAAUGUCUACGUAAUCAAUGGACGGACUAGUGAGAUUGAGAAGAACUUCCACAUCAAACACACGAACUCGGCCAAUGUAAGUGCUUCGGUGAAUCUGUUGGCGCACUCCGGAAUUGGGCUUUGGAUAUCGUUGAAGAACUCUAGCAUAAUUUGUUUGUACCACACGGAGACGUUUAAGCACCUGCAGGAUAUCAACAUUGCGUCGAAUGUGCUGCGGGUUACCUCGUCGCAUCAGAAUCCGACGCGAGAAUCGACUAGUUCGUCGAUCCAGGUGACGGCCUUGAUGGCCGCCAAGGGUAUGCUGUGGGUUGGAACGAAUGUUGGAAUUACGCUGACGAUUCCGCUGCCUCGGUUGGAGGGAGUGCCGAUCAUAAGCGGAGGAGUGAACAUUUCUUACCAUGCGCAUUUGGGUCCGGUAACUUUCUUGCUUCCGCUGGUGACGCGAUCGUACCACUCGUUGCCGGCGAUCAGUUCAAACCAGCAACAGGGAUCAUCUAAAAAUGUUGCUGAUGUACCGGAUGGUAAAACGGAGUUCAAGGAAGCCGCGUUGAAGUCGACUGCGGACAAGCAAGAGGAAUCGACGAGUCAACCAAAGGAAGCGACGGUAGUUUUGAAGGAGCAGAUUUGCUCGAGUCCGGUGAUUUUGCGACGUAAAAAGCCACCGCCAAUGGAGUCCGGACGAAUGGCCAAAACACUGCCCAGGAAUUUGCGAACGAGUAGUGGCGCCUUUUCGCCUUCAAUACACUCGACGCUGUCAUCUUCCUCGCAGUACUCGGAUCAAGGUUGUGACGUGUACGGACUGUACAGUGAUCUGAUUUUUGUCAAGGAGGAUCUUGAGAAUCAGGAAGAUCGCAACAUACUCGAUCCUAGCUACGACUAUCUGCGUCGAAGUGAUCCAGAUAUUGCAGCUAUUCCGGCCAAGGUUUCAACGCUGGAUCGAAGGUUGCGAUUGAAGGCCAGCCGACCGCGAUCGCUGGAUCUGUCCAACUGGUCGAUGGAGUCGCGAUCUUCGAGUGUGUACACAUCAUCUGGAAGUGAUGAGAAUGUAGGCGGUCGAAGUGGGAGCGGUAGCAAGAACGUUUCGCGCAACAGUUCCAGCGCUAGUCAUAAGAUGAACCAGUCCGAUUUGGACAACAUCAACGAGAACGAAGUUGCGGAAUCGGCCAAAGCGCUGGAGGUUCCUGUCGAAGCCGCCGAAAAGUUCCACACCGGCAAACGGAAAAAGACUCAAUCGAUCAGUGCGGCAGCUAAUGCGGGUGGCAACUGCAACGCAAACAACGGAGAUGGAUCGGGAGGGAACGGAAGCGCUCGAAGGACCAUUUUGACGCUGACCGGGGGUAGAGGUUAUGUUAACUGGAGGCACAUCUGGGAGCGGACUGGACCAGCUGAUGGUAGUGGGAGCGGAGGAAAAUCGGCCACCAGCUCGCCCCAGAACCAGCAUCAGAGAACCGGAUCGGUCACCUCGUUGGCCGGACUAGGACAGACCAACUCAACCGAUGCCCACAUUAUUGUGUGGGAGAAAAAGCUGUAAUGCGAUCAUAGAGACUAAUUCAUCCCGGAUAGCCCAGUGUAGAGGUAGGCAGAACUCCGACGGAUCAAAAACCAAACCCAGUGAACUGGCGUAGCGAAAACUUUAUAGGCAAAGUUUAGAUGUGAAAAAUGUGAUAAAAAUACUUUUCUUAUUCUCGUGUACAACAAAACUCAUACACAAACAAAUUCGAAUGCAUUCUCAUAUCGCAUAUGUAGGGAAAAAAGUGCAGGAAUCGUAAGGUAGUUUAGAAGAAGUUGCUAGCUUUCUGUAAGAAAAUAAGAAAAAGCAAAUCAAAACCCAGAUGUAUAUUUAUCUAAUUUUAUUGCUCUAAAAUUGGCAACAAAGUACAGAGAUCGAGAGACAGACUAAGGAGAUUUGUUUUUAAGUUGUAGAAUCCCGAAACAAAAGUUUAUGGCGCUCAUCACAUUGAAAAAUUAUUGAUCAUUCAUACUGGAGAGAAGUUCAUUUCAUGAUGGAUUUCGAUCAAUCAAAUCGUGUUUUUCUUUUCUAUUUUUUACCUUCAUCAUGUAUUAGAGAUCAACUCACAAUGAAACAAAUUACCACAGUGGUUUUCUGUGUGUGCGUUUGCAAAUAGAAGAAAAAACUUUAUACAAAUCGAGCAAAAAAACUCUAAGAGCGCAAAUAUUGCAAAGAUUACCUAUUUAUUGUUACGUUGUAAGCAGGAAACAUUUCCCCCAAUUUUUCCCAAAUCCGCGAUUUCCCGAUCGAUCAACAAUUUGUAAAAAAAAUCGGGCGUACUCGCGGAUCCGUUGUUACUCAUCAAAUUAACCAAAAAAAAACACACAAAACAAACUCGAAAGAUCACAUCUCAUUAACCGAAAGUUUAUUGUAGCACCCACUUCAUUUCCCUUAAAUUACAAAGAAAAAAGUUCUUCCCUCCUGUAAAGAUGAUGCUAAACUAAACGGUAGUAAUCGUACGUAAUAAUAAUAGUAAUUACUAAUUUCUAGCAUCUAGCUAAGCUUAGGAGUACCUUCAUUGAGUGAAACAGAAUCCCGAGUCCCGAGUGAUUUUCCCCCACACACAAAACACGUGUACAAAGUAGGUACAUUACCUUGAAGAAAGUUAGCUAGCCGUAUCAGAUUAGGUUAUGUUCGAUUCGAUUCCGAAUACAGACAUAGGUCGAUAACUCUUAAGAGAUUUGCUGAAAGGUUUUUUUUUCUUGCGUUAAGUUAUCAGGUACAAAAAGUUGAAAAAGAAAAUAGAAAAACAGACAUAAAAAAACAUUGUGGAUAAGUUAAUUUUUUGUACAGUGAACUGUGGGCACAAAUCACGAAGAGAGAGUUCCGAUUCACUCAUUUUAAGCGGAUUUGUGCCAACGUAAGAACUUAACUGCACAAUUAACACACGACGUAUUAC
Messenger RNA from Uranotaenia lowii, 9720 nucleotides. RefSeq lists its product as uncharacterized. NCBI's taxonomy places the organism in Eukaryota, Metazoa, Arthropoda, Insecta, Diptera, Culicidae. The coding region runs from base 1854 to 8342 and encodes 2162 amino acids. The transcript has 8 exons. Gene Ontology annotation, molecular function: protein binding; guanyl-nucleotide exchange factor activity. The record is from RefSeq and is a predicted model, not a curated record. Gene Ontology annotation, biological process: actin cytoskeleton organization; positive regulation of stress fiber assembly.